Molecule: messenger RNA, 3041 nt
Organism: Acanthopagrus latus (yellowfin seabream)
Lineage: Eukaryota; Metazoa; Chordata; Actinopteri; Spariformes; Sparidae
Gene: gpm6aa
Product: glycoprotein M6Aa
Exons: 7
Coding region: 275-1111 (278 amino acids)
Biological process (GO): neuron projection development
Cellular component (GO): axonal growth cone; plasma membrane; filopodium
Source: RefSeq, a predicted model, not a curated record
ACCAGGGAGGGUUUUCAGCACUUGCCACAGCAGCUCGCUAUGGACAGCAGCACAAAGAGCCAGUGAUCCUCGCAUCGCUCGGACGCUUGACAGAAACCACAGCUGACAGCAGAGACAUCAGAGAGAAGAAGAGUGAGACAGGAGAGGGAAGGGAAGCGGAAGCGCUCUGUGGACUACCCAUUGAAAUAAUAAUAAUAACAAUAAUAAUAAGGUUUUGAACCUGCAACCCGUUUUGUUUUUGAAUAUCUCGUUGCUGUAAAACAGAACCUGCAGGAUGGAAGAAGACAUGGAUGAGGGGCAGACCCAGAAGGGAUGCCUCGAGUGCUGCAUCAAAUGCCUGGGCGGGAUCCCGUACCCGUCUCUUAUAGCCACCAUCUUGCUGUACGCGGGUGUGGCUCUGUUCUGCGGCUGCGGACAUGAGGCCCUGUCCGGCACCGUCACCAUCCUCCAGAACUACUUCGAGGUGGUGCGGAGCCCUGUGGACGCUCUGGACGUCUUCACCAUGAUCGACAUCAUCAAGUACGUGAUCUACGGCAUCGCCUCGGCCUUCUUCGUCUACGGCAUCCUGCUGAUGGUGGAGGGCUUCUUCACGAGCGGAGCCAUCAAAGAUCUGUACGGAGACUUCAAGAUCACCACCUGCGGACGCUGCGUCAGCGCUUGGUUCAUCAUGCUGACAUACAUCUUCAUGCUGGCCUGGCUUGGAGUGACGGCCUUCACCUCCCUGCCGGUCUUCAUAUACUUCAACAUCUGGAAUAUUUGCCAAAAUGCUACAGUGCUGGACGGGACCACGCUCUGCCUGGACCCACGCCAGUAUGGUCUUGUGCCAAUCAACGAGGCAAAAACAGUUUGUGCCGGAUCAGAGAAGUUCUACAAGAUGUGUGAAUCCACUGAGCUGGACAUGACUUUCCACCUGUUCAUCUGCGCCCUCGCUGGAGCAGGAGCUGCUGUCAUUGCAAUGAUCCACUACUUGAUGGUGCUGUCUGCCAACUGGGCCUACGUGAAGGACGCCUGCCGGAUGCAGAAGUACGAGGACAUCAAGUCGAAGGAGGAGCAGGAGCUUCAUGACAUCCACUCCACUCGCUCCAAGGAGCGACUCAACGCCUACACAUAAAGACCAGCGUGAGGCCUGGCCCUGCCACUCCGGCCUCUCUCCCUGUCUCUCUCUCUCUUCUGUCUUUCUAUCUGUCUCUAUCUACCAUCCCCUCCCGAGGGGGGGCGGAUGGCGCCUAGGGCCCUCGCCACUGCUGAUGUCACUGGUGCGUCAUAUGACAAUGUGGUCUGUGGGGGGGGGGUGGGGACGUCACACAAACCUCCUCAGUCACAAACAGCAUUUCAGAUGAAAAAAAAGCCCCUUUACCUCUCUCAUGGAUGGUGUUCUGAUUAUCAUAAUGACAUUUAUAUUAUUCUUGAUCAACUCGUUUAGUGCUGAUAGUAGUUUUAGUGUAGUUUGUAGAAUCAGAAGUAGCCGUAGUAUUUCAGCUUUUAUUUUUUAUUUUUACUUUGAAUAAUUUUCGUAUGAUUUUUUUUUAAAUUUCUAUAUGAUGCUACGUGUCAUUUUUGCUCUUAUGCAUAAUUUAUUUUAUUUUUGCUUAUUUCUGAGAAGGUCAACAGGGGCUUAAAAGGGUUUUCAAGCACAUUUCUCAUGUCGUGUGUCUGGAGAUUUCAUGUUCAAGAACUAUGUACUGUAUGUGAACGGGUGGUUAGUUUUGAAAAUAUUUUAAAAUCUCACAAUGCAACCGUGAAGCGUCGUAAGCCUUUUGUCAUACCAGUAUUCCCAGGGAUUAAAACCACUUUCACGUGAAAGUAAUUCAAUCUGUUUUUUCUAGUUGAAGUUCUACAAUAGCGAGACAUCACGAUAAUAAAAAACCAAAUCAUUAGCGUGAAACAAAUAUUUGCUAGACGUGCCAAGCCUGUUAAACAGGUAACAAUGACUUUGAGAGAUAUCAAAGACGUGAUUAGUAGAUUAAAGAUAAAUUAUGGGUUAUUUUAUUAUAAUCUUUGCCAAUUCAGUGUAUUUUAGGACUGUGAAUGAUUCCAUUGUCUUUGAAUCACAAGCUACAAAAGCACAUGCAAACAUGCUUUCAUAAGCCCUUUUUUAUUUCUUAACUGUGGGACUUUAUAAAUACUAAACUCCUGUUUUUUGCAGAACUCUGCACUGUAUAUACUGAUAUAUCAAAUCAUACCUAUAUGUUAAGCACUAACAUUGAAGGACAAGGGUUCACUGUGGGUCGGUCCACUCUGCAUCAGUCAGUCUCAACAGAAUCCAUAAUCGUGUGUGUGUGUGUGUGUGUGUGUGUGUGUGUGUGUGGUGGCACUCCUCGGUGGAUUUAUCAGAUGUGAGAAAACGUGUGUGUCACGGUGACUUUUGUUCAUGACAGUAACUGUAUUGCUUACACACCCUGAUGCCAUACGACUACUACGGUGGCCUGUCGGUUCAUUACCUGGCAAAUUCAGUUUUGUCAGUAUCUCCAAAAUCUACUUUCAUGCACUUAUUUGACCAUUUCUGUGCUCUCUCUAGAUGUAAGCGCAUUGGUGUUCAACUCAAAGUUGGAAACUGUACUGUUAGUAAACGACUGUGAAUUUAGAUGUUUUUCGUGGCAUGGACAUGCAUUAAUAUAGUCUUAUUGACUCAAAAGUUUCUUUAUUUCACUUCUUUAUUUUUACACUUCUGACUGUCUUGCUGGAUCAACCCUUUGUUUAUAUGUGCAGUACUAAACCUCCCACGCUUACCGCGUUAUGCUACUGAUAUUAGAGACUGUAGUCUUUGAGUUGUGUCUAUUUAGUUUGUGAUGAGCUCUCAACCAUGUCUUAAAACUACUACUUGUACCAACAUUGCUUACUCUGUAACGAUCCAAAAAAAUGCUUUCAGCUUCCUCCUCGUAUUAGUCUUUUGUAUUUUCACUACGAAUGCUUAGUAGCAGGCUUUAAAUUGAAUCUGUUUUGUACAUUCAUGUGCCAACAGCUUGAAGUGGCUUAUUUGACCUGUAUGAUCAAAUUUGCUUGCAUUAAUAAAAAUUCACUUGUGUACUUGUUAAUAAAUA